ACCUUUUCCAACUUCAAUGCACCAGGGUGCUCGCGUGGGACUUUAUUUCAUAAAUAGGCCUGAGUGGCUGAUUGUAGACUAUGCCUGCUCAGCGUAUUCAUAUACUUCAGUCCCACUAUAUGACACUCUAGGUCCUGAUGCUGUUAAAUAUAUUGUCAAUCAUGCUGAUGUACAGGCCAUUUUUUGUGUGCCUGGUACCUUGAACACGUUGUUGACCUUUUUAUCAGAGAUUCCUUCUGUACGUUUGAUUGUGGUAGUGGGUGGGAUAGAUGAACAUCUCCCAUCUCUUCCAUCUACAACGGGAAUGAAGCUCUUAUCAUAUACAAGGCUGCUGAGUCAGGGCCGCAGCAGUAUGCAACCCUUUUGCCCUCCCAAGCCUGAAGAUAUUGCUACCAUAUGCUAUACAAGUGGUACUACGGGUACACCAAAGGGUGUCGUACUAUCCCAUGCGAACCUGAUAGCAAGUGUUGCGGGCAUGACCCUUUCCAUCAAGUUUUAUCCUUCUGACAUAUACAUAUCCUAUCUGCCUCUCGCGCAUAUCUAUGAACGUGCCAACCAAAUUACAUCGGUAUAUUAUGGUGUUGCUGUUGGCUUCUACCAGGGGGACAAUCUGAAAUUGAUGGAUGAUUUGGCGACACUUAGACCUACAAUAUUUAGCAGUGUUCCUCGUCUUUACAACAGGAUAUAUGCUGGGAUCACAAAUGCUGUACAAACUUCUGGCGUACUGAAGCAGAGACUUUUCAAUGCUGCCUACAACUCCAAGAAGCAAGCUGUCAUGAAUGGUAGAAAGCCAUCACCAAUGUGGGAUAGAUUGGUAUUCAACAAAAUAAAGGACAAACUGGGGGGGCGAGUUCGUCUUAUGACCUCAGGUGCUUCACCAUUGUCGCCUGACGUGAUGGAGUUCUUGAGAGUAUGUUUUGGCUGUCUAGUAAUGGAAGGGUAUGGCAUGACUGAAACUUCGUGUGUCAUAAGCUCAAUGGACGAUAGUGAUAUCUUAACUGGUCAUGUUGGUUCACCAAAUCCUGCAUGUGAGAUAAAGCUCGUGGAUGUUCCGGAAAUGAGUUACACAUCAGAAGAUCAGCCUCAUCCUCGUGGAGAGAUUUGUGUUAGAGGUCCUAUUAUUUUUGAAGGCUAUUACAAAGAUGAAGUGCAGACGAGGGAGGUAAUUGAUGAAGACGGGUGGCUGCAUACUGGUGAUAUUGGAUUAUGGUUACCUGGAGGCCGCUUGAAGAUUAUUGACAGGAAGAAGAAUAUCUUCAAGUUGGCACAAGGUGAAUACAUAGCUCCUGAGAAAAUUGAGAAUGCUUAUGCCAAAUGCAAAUUUGUUGCACAGUGUUUUGUCUAUGGUGAUAGCUUUAAUUCCUCUUUAGUAGCAGUAGUUUGUGUAGAGCCAGAUGUCUUUAAGGAAUGGGCAUCAUCUGAGGGAAUCAAGUAUGAAAGUUUGGGACAACUGUGUAAUGAUCCAAGAGCGAAGGCUGCAGUUCUUGCUGAGAUGGAUGCUGUUGGAAGGGAAGCUCAGUUGAGAGGUUUCGAAUUUGCAAAAGCUGUAACAUUGGUUAUCGAGCCUUUCACGAUCGAAAACGGUCUGCUCACUCCCACAUUCAAGGUCAAGAGACCGCAGGCAAAGGCUUAUUUCGCCAAAGCAAUAUCUGAUAUGUAUAAUGAGCUUUCUACAUCAGAUCCAGCAUCCCAGAAAUCACUAUGACCAAAGGUAGACGAGAAAGCUUCAGCUGUUCCCUACACUUUCCCUUACUCCAAAAUAAAUACCAAACAAAAUGAUUAUUGUAGAAUAGAAAGCUCAUAGAGGAUUUUUUUAAAACUCAGUUAUUAAUAGAUUUCUUGUUGUAAUAUGUACAAUGUUCAAAUAAUUUAUAUGCGACUGUUAUAUAUUAGAUAA
Nicotiana tabacum (common tobacco) is the source of this 1897-nucleotide messenger RNA. The record is from RefSeq and is a predicted model, not a curated record. Lineage: Eukaryota; Viridiplantae; Streptophyta; Magnoliopsida; Solanales; Solanaceae.